This is a messenger RNA of Sciurus carolinensis (gray squirrel), 2707 nucleotides long. RefSeq names its product protein kinase AMP-activated non-catalytic subunit gamma 2 (gene Prkag2). The transcript is spliced from 16 exons. Bases 328 to 2034 code for a protein of 568 amino acids. Lineage: Eukaryota; Metazoa; Chordata; Mammalia; Rodentia; Sciuridae. The record is from RefSeq and is a predicted model, not a curated record.
AACUUUGUCACCCAGCAGGAGACCUCUGCCACGCGUAACCGAACCAGCACGGGCUCUGGCUCUGACUGACUUUGCACCCGAUGAUUCCGUAGCAGAAAGAGCACGUUCCAACUCAGCGCUCCCCGCCGACCGCCAUCCGCUCCGGUGGCGCGGCGCGAGUUACCUGCUCCACCCGCCCUCCCCGCGGAAGUCCCCACGAGGUGUCUUCGGGGUGGAAGGACAGUCAUAAAGAGCGCGCGGCUCCAGUCCAACGGCAGCGGCCGGGGAGGACAGGGAGGGGGCAGAACCCCAGGGACGAGUCACCGGAAUUAACUUCUGGUUAAAGUUAUGGGAAGCGCGGCCAUGGACACCAAGAAGAAGAAAGAGGCUUCCAGCCCCGGCGGGAGCGGUGGCAAGAAAAAUCCCAGCCAGAAGAGGCGUUCGCUGCGAGUGCACAUUCCGGACCUGAGCUCCUUCGCCAUGCCGCUCCUGGACGGAGACCUGGAGAGUUCCGAGAAGCACUCCUCCCGGAAGGUGGACAGCCCCUUCAGCUCGGGCAGCCCCUCCAGAGGGCUCUUCUCCAGAGGACCCCAGCCCCGGCCCUCCAGCCCUGUGUCUGCUCCUGUGAGGCCCAAGACCAGCCCCGGCUCUCCCAAGACCGUGUUCCCGUUCUCCUGCCAGGAGUCCCCGCCGCGCUCCCCGCGCCGCAUGAGCUUCAGCGGGAUCUUCCGCUCCUCCUCCAAAGAGUCUUCCCCCAACUCCAACCCGUCCACCUCGCCUGGAGGCAUCAGGUUUUUCUCCCGCUCCAGAAAAACCUCCAGUGUCUCCUCUUCUCCAUCGACACCCACCCAAGUGACCAAGCAGCACACGUUUCCCCUCGAGUCCUACAAGCAAGAGCCAGAGCGCUUGGAAAAUCGCAUCUAUGCCUCCUCUUCUCCCCUGGACACUGGCCAGCGGUUCUGCCUGGCCUUUCAGAGUCCCUCCAAGCCCCCGUUGGCCUCCCCCACGCACCAUGCUCCUUCUAGAACUGCGGCGCUGGCGGCGGCCCCGGGACCCGCGGAAGCCGGCAUGCUGGAGAAGCUGGAGUUCGAGGAAGAAGCAGUAGAAGACUCAGAAAGUGGCGUUUACAUGCGAUUCAUGAGGUCACAUAAGUGUUAUGACAUCGUUCCAACCAGUUCAAAGCUUGUUGUCUUUGAUACUACAUUACAAGUCAAGAAGGCCUUCUUCGCCUUGGUGGCCAAUGGUGUCCGGGCAGCGCCACUUUGGGAGAGUAAAAAGCAGAGUUUUGUAGGAAUGUUAACAAUCACAGAUUUCAUAAAUAUACUGCAUAGAUAUUAUAAGUCACCUAUGGUACAAAUUUAUGAAUUAGAGGAACAUAAGAUUGAAACAUGGAGGGAGCUUUAUUUACAAGAAACAUUUAAGCCUUUAGUGAAUAUAUCUCCAGAUGCAAGCCUCUUCGAUGCUGUGUACUCGUUGAUCAAAAAUAAAAUCCACAGAUUGCCAGUUAUUGACCCUAUCAGUGGGAAUGCACUUUAUAUACUUACCCACAAAAGAAUCCUCAAGUUCCUCCAGCUUUUUAUGUCUGAUAUGCCAAAGCCCGCCUUCAUGAGGCAGAACCUGGACGAGCUCGGAAUAGGGACGUACCACAGCAUCGCCUUCAUCCACCCAGACACGCCCAUCAUCCGAGCCUUGAGCAUAUUUGUGGAAAGACGGGUGUCUGCUCUGCCUGUGGUGGACGAGUCAGGAAAAGUCGUAGAUAUUUAUUCCAAAUUUGAUGUAAUUAAUCUUGCUGCUGAGAAAACCUACAAUAACCUGGACAUCACCGUGACCCAGGCCCUGCAGCACCGAUCACAGUAUUUUGAAGGUGUUGUGAAGUGCAGUAAGCUGGAAACACUGGAGACCAUUGUGGACAGGAUAGUGAGAGCCGAGGUCCACCGGCUGGUGGUAGUAAACGAAGCAGAUAGCAUUGUGGGUAUUAUCUCCCUGUCAGACAUUCUGCAAGCCCUGAUACUCACACCAGCAGGUGCCAAACAGAAGGAGGCCGAAGCAGAGUGACCAGGGCAACGCAGAGCUCCUCGGGGAGAACUGAUCCGAGCUCCCGGGUCACGGCUUGCCUCGGGAACACUGGCUCCACGUGGAAGAGAGGAGAAUGGCUAAGAAUGUAUAUCAGGGUUUAGUAGUGGGUGUAUCCAGUGUCGUAAGCAUAAAAAGAAAGAUUUUAUGUGCUUGAAGAUGCAGGCUUGCGUUAAAGACUGUUUUCAGACCUCCUUCUGGAGGAUUUUAAAUGCUGUAUGUCAUUAAAGUGCACUGUGUCCUGAAAUUUUUAUUAUUUUUCAUUUCCAAGAAUUCACUGGUAUGGAACAGGUGAUGUGACAUAAGGUGAGUGUCCAGCAUGUUUAGAUCACAGUGCCUUAUGUCCGAAUACAGCAAUAUGUCAUCGCUGCUGCCAGCCCCGCCCCAGAGUGCGCAUGAAGUGCCACCGAGCUUGAAUGUGGAAGUCUUCAAACCUUUUACCAAAUCGGUUAUUUUCAUUAGAUUCGUCAAAAAGUUGUAAUUUGAAUAUAAAUAAUUACUUUACAACUUCAGUGACACUUCUGUGUGUAAGUGUCUGAGCUGCCACGUCGACGGCUUUACGACAGCUGUAUUUAUUUUUACUUUCGUGCAGUUUUUUUACACAUCCUUUGGUGGGUAAACUUCACUAUGUCCUUUAAUAAACUCUUGGUUAUUU